Malurus melanocephalus (red-backed fairy wren) is the source of this 4265-nucleotide messenger RNA. Its product is annotated as tenascin-like. The transcript has 22 exons. Gene Ontology annotation, molecular function: protein binding. The annotation marks the transcript as partial. NCBI's taxonomy places the organism in Eukaryota, Metazoa, Chordata, Aves, Passeriformes, Maluridae. The record is from RefSeq and is a predicted model, not a curated record.
UGUCUCCUCCGACUGAGCUGACCGUGACCAAUGUGACGGAUAAAACAGUCAAUCUGGAGUGGAAGCACGAGAACCUGGUCAACGAGUACCUCGUCACCUACGUCCCCACCAGCAGUGGGGGCUUGGACAUGCAGUUCACAGUGCCAGGGAACCACACCGCUGCCACCAUCCAUGAGCUGGAGCCCGGGGUGGAGUACUUCAUCCGUGUCUUUGCAAUCCUCAAAAACAAGAAGAGCAUUCCAGUCAGCGCCAGGGUAGCCACAUAUCUGCCUGCUCCAGAAGGUCUGAGAUUCAAAUCUGUCCGGGAAACGUCCGUCCAGGUGGAGUGGGACCCUCUGAACUUUUCCUUUGAUGGCUGGGAGCUGGUCUUCCGUAAUAUGAAAAAGGAUGAUAAUGGUGACAUAACCAGCAGCUUGAAAAGGCCAGAGACAUCCUACAUGCAGCCAGGUUUGGCACCRGGGCAGCAGUACAACGUGUCCAUCCAUGUCGUGAAGAACAACACCAGAGGACCAGGACUGUCCAAAGUGAUCACCACAAAACUUGAUGCCCCCAGCCAGGUGGAGGCCAGGGACGUCACCGACACCACCGCUCUCAUCACGUGGUCCAAACCCUUGGCUGAAGUUGAAGGUGUGGAGCUCACUUACGGCCCCAAGGACAUCCCAGGGGACAGGACAACCAUUGACCUCUCUGAGGAUGAGAACCAAUAUUCCAUUGGGAACCUGAGGCCGCACACCGAGUACGAGGUGACGCUCGUGUCCCGUCGGGGGGACAUGGAGAGCGACCCCGUGAAAGAAGUGUUUGUCACAGACCUGGAUGCUCCAAGAAACCUGAAGCGGGUGUCCCAGACUGACAACAGCAUCACCCUGGAGUGGAAGAACAGCCACGCCAAUGUCGAUAAUUACCGAAUUAAGUUUGCCCCCAUCUCUGGUGGGGACCACGUGGAGACCACAGUGCCCAAGGGCAGCCAGGCCACAACCAGAGCUACACUCACAGGUUUGAGGCCUGGGACUGAGUAUGGCAUUGGAGUGACAGCAGUGAGGAACGACAGGGAAAGUGCUCCUGCCACCAUCAACGCUGGCACUGAUCUCGAUAACCCCAAGGACCUGGAAGUCAGCGACCCCACAGAAACCACCUUGUCCCUGCGCUGGAGAAGGCCGGUGGCCAAGUUUGACCGCUACCGCCUGGUGUACUCGGCUCCCUCGGGGAAGAAGGGCGAGGUGGAGAUCCCGGUGGACAGCACCUCGUUCCUGCUGCGGGGGCUGGACGCRGGCACCGAGUACUCCAUCAGCCUGCAGGCGGAGAAAGGCCGGCACAAGAGCAAACCCACCACUGUCAAGGGCUCCACGGAGGAGGAAGCUGAGCUGGGGGAAUUGRCAGUAUCAAAGCCUGGCUGGGAUGGUUUCCAGCUCACCUGGACAGCAGCCGGCGGGCCCUAUGAGCGCUUUAUCCUCCAGGUGCAGGAGCGCGGCAAUCCCGAAGGAACCCGCAAUGUCACGGUGCCGGGGGGACUGAGCUCUGUCAAUGUCACCGGCCUCAAGGCCAACACUCCCUAUAACAUCACCCUUCAGGGGGUCAUUCGGGGCUCCAGGACCAAGCCCCUUUCUGUUGAGACCACCACAGGAGAGCAGCCCGCAGUCGCCGAGUUAACGGUUUCCGACAUUACCCCCGAAAGCUUCAACCUGUCCUGGACGGCCUCCAACGGCGACUUCGACGCCUUUACCAUUGAAAUUAUUGAUUCUAACAGGUUGCUGGAGCCCAUGGAGUUCAACGUGUCGGGCAGCUCCAGGAGCGCUCACAUCUCAGGGCUUUCUCCCAGCACUGAUUUCAUUGUCUACCUCUCCGGGAGCUCGGGCGGGUUCCGCACGCGGGCGGUCAGUGCUGCGGCCACCACAGUAGAGGAACCUCUCCUUAGCAACCUCAGUGUCUCAAACGCUACCUCAGCCAGCCUGUCGCUCACCUGGGAGGCGCAGGACAAGGCCUUUGACCAUUUUAUCCUGGAAGUCAGGAACUCUGACUUCCCCUUGGACUCCCUGGUGCUCACGGUGCCGGGGGACUCUCGGCACCACGUAGUGACCGACCUCAAAGCUGCCACUAAUUACACAGCCCAGCUCCAUGGGGUAAUUGAUGGGCAAGGUGGGCAGACCUUGACAGCCAUGGCAACCACAGAGGCUGAGCCGCAGCUGGGCACGCUCACCCUCACAAAYGUUACCCCCGACAGCUUCAACCUGUCCUGGACGGCCCUGGACGGGCCCUUUGCCUCGUUCCUUAUCACCAUCCGCGAUUCCCUGGCGGAGCACGAGCCUCGCCAGCUCACGGUGUCCGGGGACGCCCGCAGYGCCCACAUCUCGGGGCUGGCUGACCACACCACCUAUGACAUUCACAUUCAGGGCACCACCAGGGAGGGUGGCACCACACAGCCCCUCACUGCUUUUGUCACCACAGAGGCCAUGCCCCCACUGGAAAACCUAACAGUGUCUGACACGAACCCCUACGGGUUCACGGUGUCCUGGAUGGCAUCGGAGAAUGCCUUUGACAACUUUCUAGUAGUCGUGGUGGAUUCUGGCAGGCUGCUGGACCCCCAGGAGUUCCUCCUUUCGGGAGCCCAGAGAGAACUGAAGCUCAAAGGCCUAAUUACUGGCAUUGGCUAUGAGGUUUUGCUUUAUGGGCUUGCCAAGGGGCACCAAACAAAGCCCCUGAGCGCCCUGGCUGUUACAGAAGCAGAACCCGAGGUCGACAAUCUCCUGGUUUCCGACGCCACUCCAGAGGGAUUCCGCCUCUCCUGGACUGCGGAUGAGGGGGUUUUCAACAGCUUUGUUCUAAAAAUCAGGGACACCAGAAGGAAAUCUGACCCYCUGGAGCUGAUAGUGCCAGGCCAUGAGCGCACCCAGGAUAUAACAGGGCUGAAAGAGGGCACUGAAUAUGAGAUUGAGCUCUAUGGAGUUGGCAGUGGACAGCGUUCCCAGCCCGUAAAUGCUGUAGCAUCCACAGUGGUUGGCUCUCCCAAGGGCAUUUCCUUCUCUGACAUCACGGAAAACGCCGCCACAGUCAGCUGGACCCCGCCGCGCUCCCGCGUGGAAAACUUCCGCGUGUCCUACGUCCCCGUCACGGGAGGUACUCCAAAUGUUGUCACAGUCGAAGGCAGCAAGACAAGGACCAAGCUGGUGAAGCUGGUCCCAGGUGUGGACUACAACGUCAGCAUCAUCUCUGUGAAAGGCUUUGAGGAAAGCGAGCCCRUCUCUGGCAUCCUGAAAACAGCUCUGGACAGCCCCUCAGGCCUGGUGGUGGUGAACAUCACUGAUUCUGAAGCUCUGGCUACGUGGCAGCCAGCGAUCGCUGCUGUGGAUAACUACGUGGUGUCCUACUCCUCUGAGGAAGGCCUGGAUGCCCCCAGAGAUUUGAUUGCCACUGAGGUUCAGUCAGAAGCAGCAGUGAUCAGCUGGAGGCCUCCCCGUGCUCCUGUCACUGAAUAUCUCCUGAUCUACGAAUCCAUCGAUGGCAGAGUCAAGGAACUCGUCCUAAACCCUGAGACAACUUCCUACAGCCUGACAGAGCUGAGCCCCUCCACCCAGUACACGGUGAAGCUGCAGGCACUGAGCAGGGCCCUGAGGAGCAAAAUCAUCCAGACCAUCCUCACCACGACUGGGCUCCUGUACCCCUACCCCAAGGACUGCUCCCAGGCCCUCCUGAACGGYGAGGCCACCUCUGGGCUCUACACCAUUUACCUGAACGGGGACAAGGCGCAGCCCCUGGAGGUGUUCUGUGACAUGGGCGAGGACGGCGGCGGCUGGAUCGUGUUCCUGMGGCGUCAGAAUGGCAAGGAAGAUUUCUACAAGAACUGGAAGACUUACGUGGCAGGGUUUGGAGAUCCUAAGGAGGAGUUCUGGAUAGGUCUGGAGAACUUGCACAAAAUCACCUCUCAGGGGCAGUACGAGCUGCGGGUGGACCUGAGGGACAAGGGGGACACGGCGUACGCGGUGUACGAUCGCUUCAGCGUGGGCGACGCCAAGAGCAGGUACCGCCUGCGCGUGGAUGGCUACAGCGGCACGGCAGGUGACUCCAUGACCUACCACAAUGGAAGGUCCUUCUCCACCUUUGACAAGGACAACGACUCUGCCAUCACCAACUGUGCUCUGUCCUACAAGGGAGCCUUCUGGUACAAGAACUGCCACCGAGUCAAYCUGAUGGGCAGAUAUGGGGACAACAGCCACAGUCAGGUGAGCACGGGCUCUGAGGGCUUCUGGGAUAGGUGAGGGAAGGGGAAUUGC